AUGGCCUCCAUGGAAUCCUUCGACAAUUUUCGGUAUGGCUUGCUGUCCAUGGCCCCUAUUGGCCUCGCCAGCCAACAUGGGUGGAUUCUGCAAGGUUGCGCUGAUGCGGCGAUGUUUUGGCACAGUUUGCGUCUAGCGGAGCUCAACCUGCCGCCUGUCAGUCUCCUGGGCUGGGACUAUGCACAUGUUCGCCUGCUGCCCGAUCCAGAAAAGAAAGAUGAUGGCGUUAUCUUUGUAUCCAGUGAUGAAGAAGCACAGCCACCCAACGAGGCUACGCCUCAGAUCCAGUGUUGCGGCGUCGCAACCUGCACGUUCGUGUGCUGGACCAGGGCCAUGCAGCCAUUCUUUGCAGCCCGCUGCGAGGAAGCAGCGGAAAUUUUGGGUGAGGCUCAGACAGCAGGACACGCGUAUAACGGUGGCGAUAACUACCACCUGCAUCCAGACGGCAUGAAGCCGUUCUGCGACGCCAUUGCUGACUUCCUGAAGGCGGCGACCGUGGAUGACAAUCAUGAACAAGACCGCGAUGGGAAGCUCUCCCAGUCCCUGCUCCCUGUGCCGGUGUGCGCCAAGAAAGUUGUCGUGGUUUGCUCCGGUGCGUAUUGGAAUGAUGUCACCUUCGGCGAGGACCCCUCCUACGACUUCGCGUGGUACGAUGUCGAUUUCAAGGUCCUGGACGUUGUACCAUCCCAGGCCAUGCAGCCAUUCUUCGCAGCCCGCUGCGAGGAAGCAGCGGAAAUUUUGGGUGAGGCUCAGACAGCAGGACACGCGUAUAACGGUGGCGAUAACUACCACCUGCAUCCAGACGGCAUGAAGCCGCUCUGCGACGCCAUUGCUGACUUCCUGAAGGCGGCGACCGUGCAUGUUGUCUUGGUUGGUGAUGUUUCAGUUGGCAAGACCCACCUCUUGUCGCGCUACAUGAAGGACGACUUGCCCAAGGCCCCGGCAGCCACGAUUGGUGUGGGUCGCAGCAGGAAGACUGUGCGUUUGACGGCGAGCGGCGUGAACGUCAAGGCGCAGAUCUGGGACACCGCUGGCCAGGAGCGCUAUCGAGCCAUCACUCGGGCCCACUACCGUAGGGCCGCGGGGGCCAUUAUGGUCUACGACGUCACAAGGUCGGAGACCUUCAGAAGUUGUGCCUCCUGGGUCCAGGAGGUGCGGGAAGGAGCCUCCCAAGAUGCGGUGAUAAUGCUGGUGGGCAACAAGAUCGACCUGGUCGAACAAGAUCCUUCUUUGCGGCAGGUUUACCACGACGUUGCGCAGGAGUUUGCUCGACAGCACGGUCUCCACUUCGUUGAGGCCACCCGGAGAGUCGUAAGUCGCGGCCACGCCUUUUGUACAAUUUCGCCGGAGGCUUCGGCUGUUUCCGGCAUGAACGUGCGCGACGCUUUUGAACAGCUCCUAGAAGAGGCCAUGCCCGGCUGGAGUUCCCUCUUUGGGUCAAUUCCACCGGUUCGCUUUCCGAGCUUUAUGCAAGGGAUUGUUGAACUUCUCAUUGCGGGCGUGGUUUGA
Molecule: messenger RNA, 1509 nt
Organism: Symbiodinium sp. CCMP2592
Lineage: Eukaryota; Dinophyceae; Suessiales; Symbiodiniaceae
Source: the annotation of a GenBank genome assembly